UCAAUGAUGGUCUCUGAGUCAGAACAAAAGGGAACACGCAGCCCACCCAGUCGGGGGAUGGCCAGCCUGUGUAGCAGCUUCAGGCAUGAAUAAUUACCUGAAUGCACAGCUUCAUGAGAGACCUGACAUUUCUGAGCAAACUGAAGGUAUGCACUUCAGUUGGAGACACAACUGACUUGUACUGCACAGACAUGUCUAGAAAAGUGGAGCUGUCACUUUUACUGUAUGGACUCUUGCUCAGUAGCAUGGGAGAAGAGGAAGGACUGCAUCAAACACAAUUCCUGAGGUUAAGCAUGCCAGUAGAAACUCGGGAGGAGCGAGGAGAAACUGCCUCUCCAGUAGGUGAAAUACAGCCGGUGAGAUGUUUGCUUCUGUGCGAGGCAUCAGCCCCUGACUUCCAUCAAGUGUGGAGCUUAAUGGGAGCCAGGAGCUGGGAGCCCCUGCCUCUCCGAUGCCAUGCCUUGUGGACCUGCUCACCCCUGGUUCCCGAAUGUCGCCUUUGGGACCCAGUCCACAUGUUCCUGACCCCUGUUGUACCACACUGGCCAUUCCAGAACAUGGACACAAUGUUUGUACGAGGGUUGAAGAGAAAAUGUUUUGAUGGUGAAGAAGAUAUUGAAGGGACUCUGGCUGGUAUUAAGGCUAUCCCUUCCUAUAAUCUCCAGCGGCAGUCACUUUUAGAUAUGUCCUUGGUUAAACUUCAGCUGUGUCACAUGCUGGUCGAACCCAACCUUUGUCGUUCAGUACUUAUAGCCAACACGGUACGGCAGAUCCAAGAGGAAAUGACUCAAGAUGGGACUUGGCAGAUGAUAAAUACACAGAGUACAGGGCAGGCAUCCCUGGAUCGUCUUGUUUCAACAGAUAUCCUCUGCCGUUCAUCUAGGGAUCAAGCUGAGGGAAAGCAUGUUCCAGCCUAUGGUACUUUCAAUAAAGACUUUGAGAGUGACCAGGCACAAGAUAGUUCAGAAACUAUGUCAACAGCCUCUUCAGUGCAAGCACCGAGAAACCUACAGAGCAACGUGUGGGAAAUGGAGAAUCCACAAGAAAAUAAAGGAAACUUUCAAAAAUCUUUAGAUCAAAUAUUUGAGACACUGGAGAAUAAAAGUCCUAAUUCUGUUGAAGAUCUGUUUUCAGAAGUUGACAAUUCUUAUUAUGAUCUUGAUACUAUGUUAACUGGCAUGAUGAGCAACACAAAAAUGGGACACUGUGAUAAUCUUGAAACAUUUUCUACUCCAACAAAUACAGCUUCUAACUCUAAUUGUAAAUCUGAUCUUAAUGACCUUGAUCAUAUUGUGGAAAUCCUUGUUGAAUCCUGAACUUCAUUGCAUAGGAGGUAAAGAUCUGUUAAUGGGAAGAAAAGACUUGAGAAAGCAAUUUCCACAGUUUGUUCUAUCAAAUCUGCACGAGUAUUUUACAGGUAUCUAUAUAUUAUAUAGAUAUAUAUAUUAAGAAGCACUUCAUAUUGCAAAAUAGUGUUAACUCUUAAAGUUAACCUGUAACUUGUAGUGUAACAAUCUGAUUUAUUGUACACUGAACUGUAAGUACAUAUGGAAAAAGUGUCUAUGUUGGGGGUCCAAGGCUCUUGAAAUUGGGUUCUUUUUACCAAUUUCUUUUAGCCUUUGAUAGAGGAUAUCCUCAGGGAGAGGGAUUCUCUCAUCUUCUUAUACUUCCAUAAAAAUGGUAAUAAACAGAGAGAGAAGUUGGAUAACUGGUUUCCUAUUUUCCUCUGGUUUCCACUUUGUUACACCACAAAACUCCUACCAUACCUGCUGCUUCUGUUUUACAUCGCUACAUGGCUCUUAAAGAGCAGUAUGCAAUAGUCUUUGUUAUCCUUGCUAGCUUCUUCUGGGUUUUGCUACAAUUUUUACUUCAGAAAUAGUUUUAAAGUGUUUAUUGGUGUUUAGAUUUUUCCAGGUAUUUUCCUAAAAUAUAUUUUUUACUACAGAUGUUAUGUCAGCUGCUGACUUAGUAACUUUUGAUCAUAUCUGCAGUUGAUGUAUUUUUUGCAAGAUUUUCAAAAAGGGAUGUUUUUUUACCAUGAGCUACCCAAUGUAGUUCAGUAAAGUGUAUGUAAAUGUAAAUAUACAAUUUUAUACUUUGCAUUAAAAUGUAAGAGCUGUUUUCAUGAUUUUGUUUUAUAGAGUAGUACUUUACUAAAUUGAGAAUUGUACAUUUAUGCUUUUCAUACCCCACAUAUUUGAGUAUCAUUAUAGGAAGAGCUUUGAUCUAGCUAGACACAAUUACAUUUAAUUCAUUUCAGACCAUACUUUUUGUUAACUACAAACCUAAAUGAUGUAGGUUUUUAUUUAUGUGUAUUUAUAUGUAAAUGUCAUCAAGUGAAUUGUUUAUCAUGGAAGUCUACCAUCAAAUAUUUGUUUAUAUGGGAUAACUAUCUUGCACUAAUUACUACAAAAAGUGUUACUGGCGGCCUUUAAGUCUCACUGGUUGGAAUGUCAUGAUGUCUUGUCAUAAUUAAUAUGUCCCACUCUUACCAAGAGUUUCCUCUUGGCUUUUUUAAAUAACAAAAAAUGUAAUACAACACAGGAUGGUGGUCUUUUUUUCCAGCGCAUUUGGUUUAGAGUGUAUAUAACUAAGCUCCUUCCUAGGAGGCUUUCUGGGGGAAAAGGGAUAAUUUGAGUCUAGCCUAUGAUUUUAUUCUAAAAUAAAUAUUUACCAUCAGAAGCUGCUACUGGGGAAAAGCCCCAAGCUAGCAGGGAAGUGAGAAAAUGUGGAUUGGUUUCAACACUGGAAUAUGUUGGCUGUGGCCGUGUCAGGGGAAGACAUCUCUCAGUAACAUGGUUGUUUUCUGUAGACGUAAGCCAAGCAAGUUGCUGAAUAAGAAAAGAAAACCUUGCUGUGUGUGACAGGCUCUGCCUUCCCAUGAGUGACCUUACCUGUGGUGCAUGUUCUCAAACCUGGGAACAGGAUUGGAGGUGGGGGUGCCACACUGGUGUUAAGAACAUUUGAGUAUCACUUCAAGAAUAAGGAGACCACUGAGCUUGUGUGCUUUAGAAUCAUCUGCUUUGAGGAAAGAUCGUAUCAUUUAGCUAAAUUUUGCAAACUUGACAGUUGAAUGCGUAUGGGCUCCAUCUUCUGAAACCAUGCAUUUGGUGUGAGUCACCAGUGAACUGCAAGAUGUUUCUUUACAUUAAAUUUGGCAUAAGAUAAUUUGUAGUUGCUGUAGUUAAACUUUGCUUUCUCACUUCAAUUAAUAACUUCACGUUAAAGCACCAAAUAGCAUAUAGGUACUUGCAAGUUCAGUCUGUAGGAUAUUGCUGGACCAAAGAGAAUUUUGCUCAUGCUACAUGUUUUAAUUGAGAGAUCACUCAUAGGUAUUGCAGUAAUAAAUGCUGAUUUGGGAGGAUCCAAAUAAAGAUACAAACUGUCAUGUCAUAUCUCACAGUGAAAUAAAGCUGGCUUGUUUGGUAGUGUU
Messenger RNA from Cyanistes caeruleus (blue tit), 3433 nucleotides. NCBI's taxonomy places the organism in Eukaryota, Metazoa, Chordata, Aves, Passeriformes, Paridae. The record is from RefSeq and is a predicted model, not a curated record.